Messenger RNA from Suillus paluster, 852 nucleotides. Its product is annotated as GTP-binding protein. Bases 1 to 852 code for a protein of 283 amino acids. Lineage: Eukaryota; Fungi; Basidiomycota; Agaricomycetes; Boletales; Suillaceae. The transcript has 4 exons. The record is from RefSeq and is a predicted model, not a curated record.
AUGGCACCAAAAGUCGACCCUCAGAACCUCAGAAAGACGUUUGGGCGCUUUCGAGUUCUGAUCGUAGGAAGGGCGAAUGCAGGCAAAACGACCAUCCUUCAGAAGGUCUGCAACACCACGGAAAAGCCAGAGAUUUACAAUGCCAAAGGAGACAAGGUGUGUGAUAUGUUCUGCACCAUGCGACGGCGUGGGAAACACGACAUCACGAACGAGAUGGUAUUCAAAAGCAACCCCGGUUUCGUCUUUCACGACUCGUGUGGUUUCGAAGCGGGUUCCGUAGGAGAAUUCGAGGACAUGAAGAAAUUUAUUGCAGAACGUGCGAAUACGACAAAGUUGGAGGAGCGAAUCCACGCUGUGUGGUAUUGUAUUCCGAUGGACGAUCAUUGCCGAACGUUCCAGCGGUCAGAGGAGAAGUUUUUCUCCGAAUGUGACACUGGACAUGUUCCUGUCAUUGUGGUAUUCACGAAGUUUGAUGCUUUGCAUCCAGUAGCAUUCGGAGAACUCGAGGAACAACUCAUCGGGUUGUCGCAAGAAGAGUGCUUAAAAAGAAUCGACGAGUGUGUCGAAGAACUAUUCACGAGUACAGGUGUCUUGGAUCGGUUAUAUGCCCCUGAGAACCUUGCACGUCCGAAGUGCUAUGUGCGCUUGCAGAGUGAGUUGUUCAGCCCGAGAUUGAUUUGUCUAGUAUGUAAGUUGACAUGGGUCAUCCGAGAUAUGGAUGAAGUGGAUACAGGCUGCGACACACUACUGGAGAACACUACUUUUGCAUUGGAUGACAAAGAAUUAUGCUUGUGCUUGGUCUCAACACAACAGUCAAACCUAGAACUUUGUAUCAAGUGUGCCAUUGAGUGA